Molecule: messenger RNA, 7767 nt
Organism: Rhinopithecus roxellana (golden snub-nosed monkey)
Lineage: Eukaryota; Metazoa; Chordata; Mammalia; Primates; Cercopithecidae
Gene: PLEKHA6
Product: pleckstrin homology domain containing A6
Exons: 28
Coding region: 2-3835 (1277 amino acids)
Molecular function (GO): protein binding
Source: RefSeq, a predicted model, not a curated record
GAUGGCCGAUGAGAUUGACUGGCUGGACCUGCCCGGCCGGUGGGCCUACGGAGUUGACGGUGGUGGGAGAAUCUUCUUCAUCAAUGAUGAGGAAAAGUCAACCAGCUGGGUGAACCCUGGAACAAAGUCACCCAUCCAGAGUGGACACACCUCCUGCCCAGGUUUGCCCAAGGGCUGGGAAGUGGAUUCCACCCAGGAAGGAGCUGUGUAUUUCAUCAACCACAAUGAAAGACGGAACACAUUUCUACAUCCAGUGACUGGCCAGGUCCCAGAAGAAAACAAAACAUUUGACUUGAAAAUAUCAGCCUUGGACAUGUCCAAUAAAACAGGUGGGAAACGCCCGGCUACCACCAACAGUGACAUACCCAACCACAACAUGGUGUCCGAGGUCCCUCCAGAGCGGCCCAGCGUCCGGGCAACUCGCACACCCCGCAAAGCUGUCGCCUUUGGCAAGCGCUCACACUCCAUGAAGCGGAACCCCAAUGCACCUGUCACCAAGGCGGGCUGGCUCUUCAAACAGGCCAGCUCCGGGGUUAAGCAGUGGAACAAGCGCUGGUUCGUCCUGGUGGAUCGCUGCCUCUUCUACUAUAAAGAUGAGAAGGAAGAGAGUAUCCUGGGCAGCAUCCCCCUCCUGAGCUUCCGGGUAGCCGCAGUGCAGCCCUCAGACAACAUCAGCCGGAAACACACGUUUAAGGUGACUGUGUGCUGGGUGGAUGAGGCCAAGGCCAGCUCCACGCACUGCCUCUCCCCACAGGCCGAGCAUGCCGGGGUCCGCACCUACUUCUUCAGUGCCGAGAGCCCCGAGGAGCAAGAGGCCUGGAUCCAGGCCAUGGGGGAGGCUGCUCGAGUACAGAUCCCUCCAGCCCAGAAGUCAGUGCCCCAAGCUGUGCGGCACAGCAGCCAUGAGAAGCCAGACUCGGAGAACAUCCCACCCAGCAAGCACCACCAGCAGCCGCCCCACAACAGCCUCCCCAAGCCUGAGCCAGAGGCCAAGACUCGAGGGGAGGGUGAUGGCCGAGGCUGUGAAAAGGCAGAGAGAAGGCCAGAGAGGCCAGAAGUCAAGAAAGAGCCUCUGGUGAAAGCCAACGGCCUCCCAGCUGGACCGGAGCCAGCCUCAGAGCCAGGCAGCCCUUACCCUGAGGGCCCAAGGGUGCCAAGGGGUGGGGAACAGCCUGCCCAGCCCAAUGGCUGGCAGUACCACUCCCCAAGCCGGCCAGGGAGCACAGCUUUCCCGCCUCAGGACGGAGAGACUGGGGGACACCGGCGGAGCUUCCCGCCACGCACCAACCCCGACAAAAUUGCCCAGCGCAAGAGCUCCAUGAACCAGCUUCAGCAGUGGGUGAACCUGCGCCGGGGAGUACCCCCACCUGAAGAUCUUCGGAGAUUCUACCCUGUGUCUCGCAGGGUCCCUGAAUACUACGGCCCCUACUCCUCCCAGUACCCUGAUGAUUACCAGUACUACCCGCCAGGGGUGCGGCCAGAGAGCAUCUGCUCCAUGCCGGCCUAUGAUCGGAUCAGCCCGCCCUGGGCCCUGGAGGACAAACGCCAUGCCUUCCGCAAUGGGGGUGGCCCUGCCUACCAGCUGCGAGAGUGGAAGGAGGCUGCCAGCUACGGGCGGCAGGAUGGCACCGUCUGGAUCCCAAGCCCCUCCCGGCAGCCAGUCUAUUAUGAUGAGCUGGAUGCUGCCUCUAGCUCCCUGCGCCGCCUGUCCCUGCAGCCCCGCUCCCACUCUGUGCCCCGCUCACCCAGCCAGGGCUCCUACAGCCGUGCCCGCAUUUACUCCCCUGUCCGCUCACCCAGUGCCCGUUUUGAGCGACUGCCACCUCGCAGCGAGGACAUCUAUGCUGACCCUGCUGCCUAUGUGAUGAGGCGAUCCAUCAGCUCCCCCAAGUAUGAUUACCUGGGAGACAGGCGGCCAGUCCCUGCAGGACUGUUCCCCUACAACUACCCACCAUCCCCCACGGUCCACGAUAAGAUGAUGAGUGAGAGUGAGACUCUCAUCAGUAUGGUGAACCGCAUGGUGGAAAACUCCUCCCCCAGGUCCCAACUCUUCAUGCAAGUCCCUCCGUACCCAGAAGUGUUCCGGGACAGCCUCCAUACCUACAAGUUAAAUGAACAAGACACAGAUAAGCUGCUGGGAAAAUUGUGUGAGCAGAACAAGGUGGUGAGGGAGCAGGACCGGCUGGUGCAGCAGCUCCGAGCUGAGAAGGAGAGCCUGGAAAGUGCCUUGAUGGGGACCCACCAGGAGCUGGAGAUGUUUGGAAGCCAGCCCGCCUACCCAGAAAAGCUGCGGCACAAAAAGGAUUCUCUGCAGAACCAGCUCAUCAACAUCCGUGUGGAGCUGUCUCAGGCGACCACGGCCCUGACGAACAGCACCAUAGAGUAUGAGCACCUCGAGUCUGAGGUCUCUGCCCUGCACGAUGACCUCUGGGAGCAGCUCAAUUUGGACACCCAGAAUGAGGUGCUGAACCGGCAAAUCCAAAAGGAGAUCUGGAGGAUCCAGGACGUGAUGGAGGGGCUGAGGAAGAACAACCCCUCCCGGGGCACGGACACUGCCAAGCACAGAGGAGGACUUGGCCCCUCAGCUACCUACAGCUCCAACAGCCCGGCCAGCCCCCUCAGCUCUGCCAGCCUCACCAGCCCCCUGAGCCCCUUUUCACUGGUGUCGGGCUCUCAGGGGUCCCCCACCAAGCCUGGCUCCAACGAGGAACCUGGCCCGCCUCGGCCUCCCCUCCCCAAAGCCUACGUCCCCCUGGAGUCUCCUCCAGCCGUCCCUCCACUCCCUAGCGAGAGCCGCUUCUGGCCCUACCCCAGCUCCCCUUCCUGGCACCGCAGUGGCGAGACAGCCAGGGGGCAGCCCAAGGCAAGCUACGAACAAAGCAAGAAAGACCCCCACCAGACAUCACCCCUGGACACCCCCAGAGACAUCAGCCUUGUGCCCACCAGACAAGAGGUAGAGGCAGAGAAGCAGGCAGCUCUCAACAAAGUUGGUGUUGUGCCCCCUCGGACAAAAUCGCCCACUGAUGACGAGGUGACCCCAUCAGCAGUGGUGAGGAGGAAUGCCAAUGGGUUCACCAAUGGACUCUCCUCCCAGCAGGAACGUCCCAAGAGUGCUGUGUUCCCUGGCGAGGGGAAAGUCAAGAUGAGCGUGGAGGAGCAGAUUGACCGAAUGCGGCGGCACCAGAGUGGCUCCAUGAAGGAGAAGCGGAGAAGCCUGCAGCUCCCGGCCAGCCCGGCCCCCGACCCCAGUCCCCGGCCAGCCUACAAAGUGGUGCGCCGCCACCGCAGCAUCCACGAGGUGGACAUCUCCAACCUGGAGGCAGCCCUGCGGGCAGAGGACCCUGGUGGGCAGGCCUACGAGACACCCCGGGAGGAAAUUGCCCGGCUUCGCAAAAUGGAGCUAGAGCCCCAGCAUUAUGAUGUAGACAUCAAUAAGGAGCUCUCCACUCCAGACAAAGUCCUCAUCCCCGAACGGUACAUUGACCUGGAGCCUGACACUCCUCUGAGCCCUGAGGAGUUGAAGGAGAAGCAGAAGAAGGUGGAGAGGAUCAAGACACUCAUUGCCAAAUCCAGUAUGCAGAACGUGGUGCCCAUCGGCGAGGGGGACUCUGUGGACGUGCCCCAGGACUCAGAGAGCCAGCUGCAGGAGCAGGAGAAGCGGAUUGAAAUCUCCUGCGCCCUGGCGACCGAGGCCUCCCGCAGGGGCCGCAUGCUGUCUGUGCAAUGUGCCACCCCAAGCCCUCCCACCUCCCCUGCUUCCCCGACUCCUCCAGCCAACCCCCUGUCGUCUGAAUCCCCACGGGGCGCCGACAGCAGCCAUACCAUGCGGGUCUGAGCUCUGACUGCAAGCCCUGGCUGAGGCCAAUGCUGUGAAGCUCCACAGAGUCACAUUCUGAAGCCGUCCUCUGCCCACCUGAGGUCCUGGCUCCCCACCCUGGCCCCCUGCCCCUGCACUCCCAUGGGAAUGCUGCAGGGAGCCAGGCUGGGGCCACGGGCUGCUGCCGAGAGGAGCGUGGAUACCUCAGUGUCCACACACCCACUAUGCCUAACCCUGGAGCUCUCACUACUCACAUCGUGGUCCUGGGCCAGGACCUGAGAUGGCACUGGGGAGCACCAUCCUCGUUAAUGCCCAAGUCACAGGGAGCCUCGGCCUUGCUCUGGCUGGGGUUGUGGUGACUCCAGUGGAACAAUCCCUGAUGUGGGACAUGCUGUGGUGGAGAACACACUUAUGGCUAUCUUAUGUAAGGACUAGAGGUGAAGAGGAGAUGGACACUGCCUCUUGGAGCCAGCCUGACACCGAGGACAGCACUUGUCGUCAUCCCUAUCUUCAUCAGCCCCACCCGGCUGCCUCAGCUGGACCCAGGGCUUUGACAAACCCAGUGCUUUGCUUAUGGGUGCUCGCUGGGGUCCAUUGGAGACUGACCACCCUGCUUGAGCCAAAGACAAGGUGAUGAGAGAUGGGGAGAGGCUAUUGGCUCCCAGAGGGAACAGUGCUGGUUGUGGCUAGAGAACAGCAGGUCUGUGCAGUGUCUGAGGGCAGGUUGGGAAGGGUAGCAGAGAGAGAGAGACAGAAAGAGAGAGAGAGAGAGAGAGAUCCUCAGAGUGGGAGGAGGGGGAAGCAGCAGGACAUAUUGGCAAGUCAAGCAGGAAGGAAGAUGGAAAAGGGGUAUCGGAUUGGUUUCCCCAGGUGGAGCCUUAUGUUAGUGCCCAGUGCAGUGCCAGACUGUCUCCUCUGCUCCUCCCACCUCAUCCCCAGGAGGACCCACCAGUGGAGCACAGGUAGCCUCAGUGGAGAUGCUUGGUGUGGGGAUCUGAGUGAAGGGGGUUGAGUAGCGACUACCUGGGAGAUGGCUGUUGGUAGUUCUGUGCCUGGUGUCUGCCUCCCGGUCCUGGGGUAAGGGGCAGAGAGAAGGACUUGUCUUAUGUAGGGUGUGGUCAGCCUUGGGGCCUUACCUACCCAGUUCUGCGAUAUUUCUUGCCCUGUUCCCCCUGGAAUGUGCAGUGAUCCAGCUGAGAAUAUGCUUUGAGGAGGAGGGAUGAGGCCUUAAUCUGGGAGGCCUCCCAGGAUUUCAGGACCAUCCCCCAUCCCAGGCAUCCCAGACGAGGACUGGCUGAGGCUAGGCGCUCUCACGAUCCACCUGCCCAGGGAGGGCAGUGGGGGAGAGACAGAAAAGCAAAGCGCAUUCUUCCUCAGCUCCACCCACCUGGAGAUGAAUGUAGCCAGAGAGGAGGAAGGAGGGAAGCUGAAGACACCGUGGCCCCUAGGCCUUCACUCUGCUAGAGUGGCCACCCAGAGGCUUCAGCCUGACCUCCAGCGGUCCCAAGAACACCUACUAACUCCUCUCCACUCCUUCAUGGCUGGGACAGUUACCAUGGCUGGUUCAUAUGCAAGUAAAGAUGAAAAUUUACUCAACAAAUAUUUAUGGAGCACCUUUUAUGUACCAGGCACUGUUCUAGGUGCUUAGGAUAUUCUCAUGUUUCUGAGGGAUUACAGCCUGGGAGGAUUCCACCAAUCUUCACUUCUAGCAGGUUUUUAAACGUGACCCUUGGCUAUAUUUCCCAUCUUCACAGUUCAAGCACCCCAAACCUGCCCUUUCUCCCCUGCAGACUGGCAGGUGGGAUUGGCUCCCAGGUCAUCUUCUCUCCCUCUUUCCCCCGCACCUUUCUCCCUCCACAGGAAACAGAUUUUUCAGGGCCUUCCACUCCUGCCGCUUUGUCUGUCUCUUUUUUUUUUUUUUUUUUUUAAGUAAUAUUUUUUAGAAAUACAUGUAAAAUACCAAGAAAUAAUGUCUGCACCUCUGCCACCUCUCUCUCACCUCUUAUUUCAUAAAGCUGGCUCUUUAUGUUGCUUUACAUGCCUUAAUAUAUGUUUUAUGGAGAUUAUACAUAUUAUAGAUCUAUAUAUGUAAUAUAUUUGUUUGGAUGUCUGAUCUUUUCCUACAGUUCCUGCCCAGGCCUGUUUUUCUCUCCCUUAUUUUCCAUAUCAUUCCUAGCAUAUCAAGGCCAUACCCCUUGCCUUUUUGAUCCAAAGAAGAGGAGAGGAAAGACUUAUUUUAAGACAGAUCUAUUUUAUGCUUUUGUUUAAAAAAAGCAAAUCUAUUUUCAAAAUGUGCAAUGUCUGAAUGGAAUUGGCAAAUGAGGUGAGGAGAUGGAGUAACUGCCUUUAGGUCCCAGCCCUGUGCCCUUCCCUCUGCCACAGUGGCUUCCUUCCAUCCUAUUCCCCAGUCAGGAAAGGGCUGGUCCCCAGAGCUCACCCAGAGAGCAUCUUGCCGGGGCAGGGCAUUCCCUCGGAAGUCCUGGCCUAAGGAUUUUAUUACACUGUCCACUCCUGAUGACCCUCUGCAGUUGUCAGGCGUGAAUCCUCUGGAAGGAACUGUUUGCAGUUUUAUGCACAAAGGAGACCCAUGCAGGCAUGCACCUCAAAUGGGCUGCUAGACUACCCCUCUUCAUCAGCCUGCUGGAAAGAGCAGACAGUGUAAUGGCAGCCUAUGCCAAACAGCACUAAGGAUGUCGGUCUACGAGAUGGUGUGAAGCCCAGAGGAGGCAGCUUGCGAUCCUCUGGGCCAUCCCUGGCCCUUUAGCACAGACACGUACAAGUUCCUUGGGCUUGUCACACUCCUUUUCACUCGAUCCCUCUCUGGUCUGGGUCACAUCUGUGACAUCCCCCCUCUGCAACCUUUCUCUCUGGGGGCUGUACCAAAGGCAUGGUACCUCAGUCUGGCAUCCAGACUGCGAAAUCAGCCUCUGAGCCGAGGAGGGUCCUACAGACAAGGUGACAUCUCAACCUCACCCAAGAAACCCCCAGGACUUUACCCCAGCAGGCUGCCACGGGGGCACCGAACGAAGCCAGCUCAGCCUUCCAAACUGCUCAGCCUUUGUCAACCAUCAAAUUGGGCAAAGGGUCUCUGGCCUUGCAAGGAUUUGGGCAGGAUGGAAGUCUUUGUCUAGAUCUGAAAUCAAGGGCUUGGGAAUCUAGAGCCGAGCUCCUGGCCAGCGUUUGAAGCCUGGCCUCCCAGCUGGGGCGUUUACUGACACCCUGCCACCAGCCUAGAACAUCCCGCUCUGAAUGAACAGAGCGCAGGUGGGGGUCCAGGGCUAAGUGACCCACCUGGGGACGCUCUGAUUAUUCAUCCAGGGCCUUCUCAACGAGCACAUUACCUCCAUGAUCAAUAACCAAGAGGCUGCAAUCAAAUACUGCUACUGUCACUUCGAAGAUUUUCUGAGAUCGCAAGUGGCACACUUGCUCUCCGACCUUUGGGAGAGGCAUGUUUUUGGGCAGGGCUGGCUAUGGCAAGAGGGAACCAGUUCCUUUCUCCUUUAGGCACCCUCUACCUGGCAGCUCUUAAAACUAAGAAAAAAUAUUAUAUACACACACACAUAUAUAUACACACACACACAUAUAUAUCUAUUUAUGCACAUAUUGGGGCCAAUUUGAUUUGCUAGUAUUAGACAAUAAACCAUACAAGGAAAUGUAUGAUCUCAGUGUCUUUAUUUAGUAUAAAAGUGACCUUAGAAGAAGGGUGAAGGUUAGAUAGAUGGAAUCUCUGUCGGGGGCAUCCAGCUGUAACAUCCCCUUAGCAUCUUUCUAGCCAAUGACCCCCCUCCCCAGGAGGAGGGGACGGCCUGACUGAAACAGGUGAGAGUUUGCUUCCUCCUUUCAGCAGCAUUCUUUUUAGAUUUAGGUACCGAAGAAUUCCAGUGAGUUCUGCAUUUGUAUCUUGCAAGUUUGUAUAAACUCAAUAUAGGAAAUAAAAUGAAUGUUUUGUA